Molecule: messenger RNA, 2030 nt
Organism: Parasteatoda tepidariorum (common house spider)
Lineage: Eukaryota; Metazoa; Arthropoda; Arachnida; Araneae; Theridiidae
Product: monocarboxylate transporter 12
Biological process (GO): transmembrane transport
Molecular function (GO): monocarboxylic acid transmembrane transporter activity
Source: RefSeq, a predicted model, not a curated record
AGCCGGCGUCAUUAGUAUGCUGCGCAUAAAAUUGCGCAGAAACCAAAAAAAGACGAAUACGUCAGAAAAUUUGUUUUAAAGUAAACAGUGCACAAGAAAGUUAAAAUCCAAUGUAGUUCGUAAAGCAUGCAAAAAUUUUAAUCGAAGGACGUUUUAAGUUAAAAAUUCGAUGCAGUAGACCUUUUGCAUGGUUUUUUUUAAUAAAAAAAAUACCCCUAAUUGUCCCCAAAAUUGCUUUGUUUUAUUUGAAAAUGAAACGUGAAAAGCUGAAAAUGUUAUGGUUUUAAGGAAAGAAAUUAUAUUCCAUUCAUUAUUUUAUUUUUUUUAAUUGAUUCCAAUUAGCUUUUCUAAAUCUUGAAAGUUUACGAACAUUUUCAGUAUGAAGGAAGAGGUUCGGCAGGCUAACUGGUAUGUGGCAUGGAUCUGCUGUUUUCUGACGUUUCUUCUUCUUGGUUUAGCGAGGUUGUCCAGCUUGCUUUUUGUUGCCGUUAUGGAUCACUAUGGUGUCAGCAGAGCUGAAGCAUCAUUACCAUUUGUGCUAUGUUAUACUGUCAGAAAUGUUGCAGGUCCUCUGAUUGGAUAUCUUGGACGCCGAUGGGGCUUUCACAAAGUUUGCAUCUCUGGUUGUAUCUUAUCUACACUGGGUAUCGGAUCAUGCUUCUUUGCAGAUGAUAUAGUUAUAGUCACUAUUUUAUGGGGAGGAGUGUUUGGACUUGGAUUAGGACUGACUACUAUUCUCAUACCGGAAGUCUUAAGACAACAUUUUACAGCUGAUAUAGCCAAAGCGAAUGGAAUAGCAUUUGCUGGGGAAUGUGUAGCUGGUUUCGUAUUACCAGUACUGUUUGACAUUUCUUUAAAUAAGUAUGGCACUCAAGGAACGUUUUUAAUUUUAUCUGGUUUAAUUUUAAACAGUUUACCAGCUGCUUUAUUUUUAACACAAAUGAAACCAAUCACCAAAUCCCACCCGGCUCACCAACAUCGUAAAAUCGAUAAUGUUUCAGAGAAAAAUGAUGACUCUGAUGAAAAUGAUUCCAGCAAGAAUUCAUCUCAUUCCAUUUCCCAAUCUCAACCUGCCGUAAAGAAAUCUGAAAAGACUCCUUGUUUUCCUGAAAACUCUCGUAGUUUUUACUAUUCAUCGGCUGACCAUAGUUGCGCUCUAAAUAAUUAUCAUCGAUCAUCAAAUGAUUAUGCUCGUCCUAUCAACUGCCACAACACUUUAUCUCAAGAUUAUUCCGUCCAUGAAAUAUCAUCUGAAAGAAGAAAAUCAGAUUCUCACGCGUUUAGUAACGCUCCAGCAACAAAUGAAAACAAUUCAGCUUUCAGAUCUUUUACUGUAUUUUUUGACAUCACAUUUAUUCUUAUAUUAAUUGGUCAGAGUCUCUUCAUUUACAUAACCACAACGGCCCUCACUAUUGUUGUUGACUAUUCCAAAGAUAUUGGAGUUGUAGGUCAGGAAGAAGUAUAUAUUGUCAUGGGUAUCUCCAUUGCAGAUAUGGUAGGACGCUUUGGACUAGGCUUCAUAACAGAUUCAGGCUACAUGACUAAAACUGCGUUUACUGCGUCCUGUUACACAGUGAUGGGCUUGCUUUUACUGUUGACUGUUUGGGUAAGAGGAUUUGCAUUAUUGAUGACAACAAUGCUUCCGUUUGGAUUACUGUUAGGCGGUCUUCUAAUCGUCUUUCCUGGAAUCGUAUCCGACUUCGUGGAAGAAGACAAAGUUACAAUGGCUUUAGCAUCAAGAUUGUCACUCUACGGACCUCUUAGUUUAUCACAGUCGCCUCUUAUAGGCUUCUUCCGAAGUCGUUUGGGAUCGUAUGAUGGAGUGUAUUACACAUUAACUAUCUUAUGCUUUCUAUGCAGUGGACUAACAAUUCUAACUCCAAUGGCUGCUAAACGGAGAGAUUUAAGAAUGAUUUCUAAGCUGUCUAAACCAAAAAAAGUGCCCAUAUAACGCUUAGUAAUAUUUUGUAGAUAUAUUUUGUCUGUAUAUUGUUUAAUAUUUCUAUAAACCAUACAAUUUCUCAAAUUUA